CCCGAUCUGCGCGCGUUCUGGAAGGUACCACGGGGAUGGGAGUUUCGGGACCUGGAGCAAAUGACUUCUGAGGGUCAACCAAAUGAGGCCUGGAAUGGAGUCUACUUGAAAUGGUUCUCAUUCGCAUUGGAUGAUCUCCCGGAAAAUAGUUCUGUCCCACUUAUUUUCUGUCGAGAGUAUCGCUUAGCGGCGGGAGAUGUGUUUAUUGUGAAGCUUGCUCCGCAAGAACAUGAUGAGCAGGGAUGGACCGCCUACGAGGAUUUUCUACCAGAGUUCUUGGAG
This is a messenger RNA of Mytilinidion resinicola, 282 nucleotides long. RefSeq lists its product as uncharacterized. The annotation marks the transcript as partial. The record is from RefSeq and is a predicted model, not a curated record. The transcript has a single exon. NCBI's taxonomy places the organism in Eukaryota, Fungi, Ascomycota, Dothideomycetes, Mytilinidiales, Mytilinidiaceae.